Molecule: messenger RNA, 1167 nt
Organism: Pseudocercospora fijiensis CIRAD86
Lineage: Eukaryota; Fungi; Ascomycota; Dothideomycetes; Mycosphaerellales; Mycosphaerellaceae
Exons: 4
Coding region: 1-1167 (388 amino acids)
Source: RefSeq, a predicted model, not a curated record
AUGCCAAAAGUUCUAAUAACCCCGGCCACCUGCACCGGUGUCAAUGCUAUCAGGCCCGGCUGUGCCUCCAACGAGAGUGCAUAUCAUCGGGACACAUUCUACAUUGGCGGGCACUACGAGGUCUACAACAGCACGGAAGGAACAAGCAUAUACUCUGACCAGAUAUAUGUGGAGAAGCUUACAUCAGUGCACGGAUCGAAAAAAGCAACUCCAAUUGUCUUUUUGUCCGCUGGCAUUCCUUCCGGUUCCCUAUGGUUGAACACGCCUGACAACCGCAAAGGUUGGGCAUCAUACUUCCUCGAUCAAGGCUACCAAGUCUACAUCCUCGACAUCACCGCAAACGGCCGUAGCGGCCAGAACGACUUAGAAAAAUACCCGCUGCGAAUCGGCACCACAGACUCCAACAUGCAAGCAGGAUUCACCGCACCAGAAAUCUACGCCGCCUACCCCCAAGCCAUCAACCACACCCAAUGGCCCGGCAACGGAACCCGCGGCGACCCAAUCUUCGACGCCUUCAUGGCAUCCGUCGUCCCCCUAACCACCAAUUCCACAAGCCAAGAACUCUCCAUGCGAGCCGCCGGCUGCAAACUUCUAUCCUUGAUCGGAAAAUCCUAUCUCAUCUCCCACUCCGCAGCCGGGACCUACACAGUCCUGAUGUCCGACGAAUGUCCCGAGCUAGUUAAAGCCAACAUCAAUCUCGAACCGGGCAAUAUUCCCUUCCAAUGGUGGUCUGGGAACUCUUCCGCUGCUGGAGACAGAUACGUGACAAGAGAAUACGGUUUAACCCGUACACCCAUCACCUACUCCCCUCCCAUCACUUCCUCCUCCGACCUGAAUAAAAUCCUCAUCGGUGAAGAUUCCCCCGCUCAAAGAUCCUGCUAUAUCCAGAAUCCCAACGCUACAAUACAUACCCUCCCAAAUAUCGCCCAAGUUCCUUAUGUCUUUUUGACAGCCGAUGCGAGUCCGCAUGUUACAUACGAUCAUUGCUUUUCGUUGUUUUUGCAGCAGGCUGGAGUCAAGGAUGUUACGUGGAUUAAACUUUGGGAGAAAGGGAUUUUUGGAAAUGCGCACUUUUUUAUGGUGGAGAGGAAUAAUUUGGAGAUUGCGGCGGUUGUGGAGAGAUGGAUCGGGGAAGCACGUGAUGCGCGAUCGAUCUUGAGCAGGUGA